AUGGCAAAAAAUGUGAAGAAAGUAGAAAGGAAGGAUGGUAAGGAGGAAAAAAAAAAUACAGCAAAUAAAAAGAAAAGUGACUCAAAAGAUCAGGCUCACAAUAAAUUAAAAAAUAAAUCCAAAGAAAAUGAAAAAAAGGGGAAGGAAAAAAAUGGUAAGAAUAAGUCGGUAUAUGUGGAAAAUCAAUCGACCCAAAAGGAUAGCAAAUUGCAGACACGGGUAGAAAAGGAACCCCAAAAAGGUGCCGAAAAAAAAGUGGAAAAAAAAGUAGAAAAAAAGGAAAGCAAAAAGACAGGAAAAAGUUACUCCCACGAUAAAGGGAAACCCGUGAAGAAUAAAAAUGUAAACUUUAGACAGUCUGAAAUAGGGAAACAAAAUGAAAGUUUUUUAUGCUGCUUUUGUUGUGGAGGUAAUGAGGAAGAAUUAGGUGAAGUACGUGUUAAUGAUGCAGAAUUAAAAUUGUUGGAUAUGAAAAAACAAUUAUUAGAAGAGGAAGAGGAAAAAAAAAGAUUAAAGAUGCUAGAGGAAGAAGAAAAAAAAAGGCGGAUAAAAAUUUUAGAGGAAGAAGAAGAAGAAAAACGACGACUAAAAAUGUUAGAGGAAGAAGAUGAAAAAAGGGAAUUACCAAUGUUAGAGGAUGAAGAUGAGGAAAAAAGACAAUUAGAAACAUUGGAGGAAGAAGAUGAUGAAAUAGCAUCCCAGAAAAAGAAGGAGACAGUGUUAGUAAAUAAAGAAAUGAAAGUAAGGUUAUUUACUAAAAAAAAAGCAAAAUUAAAUUUUCUUGGAGCAGCAGCUGCACCUAGCCCUCCUGAAGAAAAACAUUGUGUUGGUCCUCCACCAGAAGUAAGAAAAACAAAAGUAAAUGUAAGUGAAGGUAUAUAUUUAAUUUAUAGUAAUGAAAAUUAUGGAAAAUUAGAAAUACAUUAUUCGAAAACUGGAAUGAAAGGAAGUGGAGUAUUAGCAUAUAUAUCAUCCGACACAAUUCCCGAUUUUUAUUUUGAUCAAAAACAUUCUAAACAAAUUAUAUUAAAAAAUAUUUCAACCAAAAUGACAAGUGGCUAUUCUAAUGAUUUAAAACCUUAUUAUGAAUGUUAUAUAGAAUUUAUAAAAUUAAAAAAAAAAUUUAAUGGAACAUUGUACUUUCUGCCCGCUUUUGAGGCUCAACCUCCUCCCCAUCUGGACAUUAUUUUUUUUAACACCCGAGAAAAAAAGUUAAACUAUGCCCCGAUAGAGAAGCCAGUCGAAAUUUCCGGAGACAUUCUUUUUGUCAUACAGAAGGGAUUGAAAAUAUUUAAAGAGGAAGUAGAAGUUGAGAAGUUGUGUAACUAUAUGAAAUGUUAUGGAGCUUUAUUAAAUUUGUCUUAA
Plasmodium vinckei vinckei is the source of this 1365-nucleotide messenger RNA. RefSeq names its product conserved Plasmodium protein, unknown function. Lineage: Eukaryota; Apicomplexa; Aconoidasida; Haemosporida; Plasmodiidae. The coding region runs from base 1 to 1365 and encodes 454 amino acids. The record is from RefSeq and is a predicted model, not a curated record. The transcript is spliced from 2 exons.